AUGUCUUUUGCAGAAGGUUGGACUGGUCCCACGGUGAAACUUUCGAAUGGGGUCCGAAUGCCAAUACUUGGAGUCGGCACAUCUCAAGUUGGAGGAUUCUCUCAAGAUGCUACUCUGUUUGCGCUGCGUGAUUGUGGCAUACGCCUCGUUGACACAUCAAAGUACAAUGAUUGUGAGGUGCAGCUGGCCGAGGCCAUCCGAGAUAGUGGGUUGCCCCGAAGUAAUCUGUGGCUCACCAACAAGCUCUGGCCAUUGGACUAUGGAUAUGAAACUGCUAAAACGGCCUUUCAGAAAUCCUGCUCUCAGAUGGGGGUAGAGUAUUUUGACCUCUACAUGUUGCACUGGCCAGGUUCGAUGCAGCCUGGUCGCUCGAACAGAAAACUAAGAGCUGAGGCAUGGAGAUCUUUGGAAGAGCUUUAUGAAGAAGGAUUGUGUCGCUCUAUCGGGGUUAGCAACUUUAUGAUUCACCAUUUGGACCAAUUAAAGGAGGACUGCGCUAUCGUGCCACAUCUUAACCAGGUGGAGUAUCAUCCUUUCCAGCAGCCCAACGAGCUUAUCGAGUACUGUCAACACGAGGGCAUCGCAUUUCAGGGCUACUGCCCACUGGCUAAGGGUCAAGUCCUGAGCAGUCCCACCAUUAUCCAGGUGGCCCAAAAGUACAGACGCACACCUGCUCAGAUCUGCAUCCGCUGGAGUGUUCAGAACGGAGUCAUUACAAUACCAAAGUCAACCAAAAAGGAACAUGUGGCUGAAAACUAUCAGGUGCUUGAUUUCCAGCUGGAUGAGGAAGACAUGUUGGUUAUAAACAAGAUGCAUGAUGGGAGACAUGUGUCCUGGGAUCCAAGAGAUGUGGAGUAA
This is a messenger RNA of Limanda limanda (common dab), 858 nucleotides long. RefSeq lists its product as uncharacterized. The transcript has 7 exons. Lineage: Eukaryota; Metazoa; Chordata; Actinopteri; Pleuronectiformes; Pleuronectidae. Gene Ontology annotation, molecular function: oxidoreductase activity. The record is from RefSeq and is a predicted model, not a curated record. Bases 1 to 858 code for a protein of 285 amino acids.